AUGUACGGAGUACCGGGAUCAGAGCUAUCUCAGGGCCCAGAUCCCCCUCCCCCGCGGCCCUGGUAUUUCGAUCUGAACCGCUCGGAAUCGAGACUGACAGCUCCGGUCACGAACUCCGCGCGAGAAGACGGUAGUCCGAAUGGUAUCGCCAUUGGAUGGGACUUGACGGUCGAAGAGCCGCGCUGGAUUGCUAAAGGCUCCCACCCCCGUUGCCUUGGGGGCAACCGUGCGCUUCGAAGUGACUAG
Penicillium chermesinum is the source of this 246-nucleotide messenger RNA. RefSeq lists its product as uncharacterized. Lineage: Eukaryota; Fungi; Ascomycota; Eurotiomycetes; Eurotiales; Aspergillaceae. The transcript has a single exon. The coding region runs from base 1 to 246 and encodes 81 amino acids. The record is from RefSeq and is a predicted model, not a curated record.